Messenger RNA from Sphenostylis stenocarpa, 507 nucleotides. The record is from the annotation of a GenBank genome assembly. Lineage: Eukaryota; Viridiplantae; Streptophyta; Magnoliopsida; Fabales; Fabaceae.
AUGAAAUCCUGCAUAAGCCUAAAGCUAAGGCUUUCACCUGCUAAAAAGGCAUGGAAGAGCUUCACUUCUACUAUUGGUAAACUCCGUAAGUCAAAAUCGAAAGCCAUGAAGAAACCAAGAAAGCAGUCGAAACCUACCUCCAAGGCCCCUCCUAAGUUCAUUGUGACCAAACGUUUUCGCCACAAAAGGUUUGCCACAGUCAAAAGUUUGAUCUUGGGGUUCCACAAGAAGCCUGCACCUGUGUACAUUGAUAAGCUCUUUAGAGAGUCUUCAUGUGACUUGGUGGGGCAGUUGAAGCCACAGACAGCACACAAACCACGAAGGGAAAGGCUCUCUGGGGAAGAAGGAAGAAGAAAGGGUGGUAGAUCUUGUGCCUCAGAUGAUAUGUGGGAGUCACUGGCGUUGGCCUCACCUCAGAUGCAGGGAAUAGAUGAACGAGCAGAGGAGUUCAUCAAUAGAUUCAGACAAGAGAUGGCGGCGCAAGAGAUCAUAGCAAGAAAUAUGUAG